This is a messenger RNA of Elephantulus edwardii (Cape elephant shrew), 453 nucleotides long. RefSeq names its product leucine-rich single-pass membrane protein 2 (gene LSMEM2). The transcript has 4 exons. The coding region runs from base 1 to 453 and encodes 150 amino acids. Lineage: Eukaryota; Metazoa; Chordata; Mammalia; Macroscelidea; Macroscelididae. The record is from RefSeq and is a predicted model, not a curated record.
AUGCCUGAGGAAGUCCAAGAAGAUACUGUGGCACCCGUGCUGAGCCCAAGAAGCAGGCCGCCACUGGCCCCCAACCAUGUGCAGGAGGUGCACCUGCAUCAGGUGGAAUCCAUCAGUGACCUGCACAGCGGAGGCUCACUGCACCCCUACCUGGCUGAAGAGACACGCCCGUGGGAUGAACUGCUAGGGGUGUUGCCCCCAUCACUGUGUGCCCAGGCUGGCUGUGGCCCUCUGCACAGCCGGGGGGGCUUCCUGCUGCUGCUCACACUGCUGGUAUUCACCUGUCUGGCGCUUGCUGUCCUGGCUGUCUACCUGAGUGUACUGCAGAGUGAAUCGCUGCGUGUCCUGGCGCACACAUUACGGACGCAAGAGGAGACGCUACUCAAACUCCGGCUCGCCAGCCUCAGCCAGCUGCGGAGGCUCAACUCAAGCGAGGCCCGAGCACCCAGUUGA